UUAAAGGCGGGGGGCCGGGGAGCGGGGCCACGGCCGUGCCAUGGCUCCCAAAACGGUGCUGAUCACCGGCUGCUCCUCCGGCAUCGGGCUGGCGCUGGCCGUCCGGCUGGCACAGGACAAGCAGCGCCGCUUCCGAGUCAUCGCCACCAUGAGGAACGUGAGCAGGAGCGGGGCGCUGGCAGCGGCGGCGGGGCCGGCGCUGGGCCGGACGCUGGAGAUCAAGCAGCUCGACGUCUGCGACGAGGGUUCCGUCCGCGCCUGCCUCAACAGCAUCCCCGGGCGCCACGUCGACGUCCUGGUCAGCAACGCCGGGGUGGGCAUGGCGGGUCCCCUGGAGUGCCAGAGCCUGGCGGCCAUGCAGAGCCUCAUGGACACCAACUUCUUCGGCCUCGUCCGCCUGGUCAAGGAGGUGCUGCCCGACAUGAAGCGGCGCCGCAGGGGCCACAUCGUGGUCAUCAGCAGCAUCAUGGGCCUGCAGGGCAUCGUCUUCAACGACAUCUACGCCGCCUCCAAGUUCGCGGUGGAGGGUUUCUGCGAGAGCUUGGUGGUGCAGGCGCUGCACUUCAACGUGGCGAUUAGCCUGGUGGAGCCGGGGCCGGUGACGACGGAGUUCGAGGCGAAGGUGUACGAGGAAGCCAAACGCGCCGACUACUCACGGACCGACCCCGAGACGGCCGACAUCUUCGCCAACCUCUACCUGAGGAACUCCAAGGACAUCUUCUCCAGCCUGGGCCAGACCCCUGAGGACAUCGCGGAGCACACGGUGUGGGUGAUCGAGGCGGCCCGGCCGCCCUUCCGGCACCGCACCAACGCGGUGUGCACGCCGAUGGCCGCGCUGAAGCACGCCGACCCCAGCGGCGCCCUCGUGACCGACGCCUUCUACAAACUGGUGUUCAAGUACGACGCGGUGCUGCGGCUCAGCCUCGGCGCCAUCCGCCUGCUCCGCUGGAAGGCCCAGAAGGUGAAGGAGGGCGCCCGGCUGCUGGGCUUCAAAUAGCCCCCCGCGGCCCCCGGGCAACUCGGGGCACCGCAGCCCCCCACCCCGGGGGGGGGGGCUCAGCUCAGAGGCGGGGGGCGAGCAAGGCCGGGACCCACAUGGGGUUUCGCUUCCUGCUCCCGGCCCAAAAUAGCACCCGCCGCCGCUGUAUUAAAAUCCGGAGUGGUAUUUUUAACCAA
Molecule: messenger RNA, 1176 nt
Organism: Tyto alba (common barn owl)
Lineage: Eukaryota; Metazoa; Chordata; Aves; Strigiformes; Tytonidae
Product: retinol dehydrogenase 8-like
Exons: 6
Coding region: 41-997 (318 amino acids)
Biological process (GO): estrogen biosynthetic process
Cellular component (GO): cytoplasm
Molecular function (GO): estradiol 17-beta-dehydrogenase [NAD(P)+] activity
Source: RefSeq, a predicted model, not a curated record